Fibroporia radiculosa is the source of this 1038-nucleotide messenger RNA. RefSeq lists its product as uncharacterized. The transcript is spliced from 3 exons. Bases 1 to 1038 code for a protein of 345 amino acids. Lineage: Eukaryota; Fungi; Basidiomycota; Agaricomycetes; Polyporales; Fibroporiaceae. The record is from RefSeq and is a predicted model, not a curated record.
AUGGCAGAUGUUGCUGACGAUGAUGAUAUCGACCUCGAGACCCUACAGGCUCAAGUCGACGUCUCCAUGGCAUAUACAGAAAACUUGGUCUCAUCGUGGAUGAAAUCGUCUGAAGGGGAGCUUCCUUCCUCUGGACCUCGUCGAAAUGAAGAGAAGGAACUCGAGGAAUAUAUGCGCAGACCCCCUAGACUUGGUGUAGGAGCAGCAGUCCCCGAGUCGACAUCCUUGCUCAGUCGAGACACUGCUCGCCUCAAAAACAAGCUAGCGGCAAGUUCUGGAAAAAAGCGCCUCCGAGACGACGCACAGCAUGCAGUAGUCGUUUUGUCCGACGACGAGGACGAGAGUAGGGCCAGUAUCAUCAAGAAAAAAGCUAGAGUAGACCCAUUUGAGAAAAAGGGUAAACGGAAGAAGGCGCAAAAAGACCAGCCCAAUGCUCCUUCCACUUCCACGACUUCUCAUGGUCCCGUCCCUACUCUGGACAAGCAAAAGUCUUACCUCGGAGCUGUGUCUAUCGGCGAUAGCUCCUCCGAGAGUACGCUCAGUGGGACACACAUCACCCUUCUAUCAGACGCGCCGGCACGCAAGUCGAAGAAGAGAAAGAGGAAACAUCGUGAUGAAACUGCCGCUAUUGAUCUCACGGGCUCUCCUGCCGCGCAAACCUCUGAAUUGCCAUUGCCAGCUGCACCCACAGUGCUUGCUCACGACGAGGGCCAGCGAGUGGCUUCAGCUUCGCAUCAAAUCAGGGUGCAUAACCAGUUGCGCGUGGACUCCACUAACAAGGGGAGAUCACCAUCUGUCAUCAGUCUCUCUUCUGAGAAGUCAUCGAUCAUUAUGAAACACUCUCUGUUCACUGAAUCUGGCCCGUCUGUGUCCGGCUCGCGGGCGAAUCCAUACCCACGCGUUCCGCUGCUCAAUCUCCAUGGGCCUCCAGGAGAGACAGAAGCUGUGGAGGCCUCGAGCAAGAAGCGCAGGAGGAAGAAAAAGAAGAAAAAGCCACUUUUGGAGGCAACGCCGGUGGAAGUCUUGUCCGAUAAUUGA